CUAGCAUCUUCUUAUCCAAUAAGAAAUCGAAUCCCGACGCUACAUUGGUCUUAUUUUAGUGUUUACUGUGGCUCGACUGAAAUCAUCUUUCGGCAUAAAGUUUCCGAUCUUGCUAUGAUCUUAAAGCUCUAUUUGGUUUCAUUGCAGACGGAUACAACUUCUGUUCUCUUGGAAGCAGUGCAAUACAUACGGUUUCUUCAUGAACAAGUUAAGGUUUUGAGUGCUCCGUAUCUUCGAACCACACCGACAAAUAACGUGCAGGCUAGCAUUAAACCGAACCGGGACAUAGAGCACUAUAGCCUGAGGAGCCAAGGUUUAUGCCUCGUCCCAAUCUUGUACACCGUCGGAGUUGCUCGUAGCAACAACGGUGCCGAUAUUUGGGCUCCCAUCAAGACUUCAUCACCGAAAUUUGCCAAGGGUAUAACACCAUUCAAUUGAACAUAGUUUUCUUCAGCUGCAACCUGCAGUAGUCUUUGAACUUAACUCGAAUCGGGUUUAACAGGUAACCGACUUGAUAUCGAAUGCACAAAAUUUCCUAAUCUGAUGCAAAAAUUUAAAUGAAGCACUAUAAGAUAGGAUGUUCAUAGGCAAAAACUAUUAGGCUUUGAUGGGU
This is a messenger RNA of Hibiscus syriacus, 613 nucleotides long. RefSeq names its product transcription factor bHLH153-like. The record is from RefSeq and is a predicted model, not a curated record. The coding region runs from base 115 to 438 and encodes 107 amino acids. Lineage: Eukaryota; Viridiplantae; Streptophyta; Magnoliopsida; Malvales; Malvaceae. Gene Ontology annotation, cellular component: nucleus. Gene Ontology annotation, molecular function: RNA polymerase II cis-regulatory region sequence-specific DNA binding; DNA-binding transcription factor activity, RNA polymerase II-specific; protein dimerization activity. The transcript has 3 exons. Gene Ontology annotation, biological process: regulation of transcription by RNA polymerase II.